AUGUCUUCGAACUCUGGUAGCCCCGGCGCAAACGGUGCCGGAGCGGAUGAGAAGCCUCGCUUGACCGAGACGGAAAAGAAGCAGAAUCACAUCGCGUCAGAACAAAAGCGUCGCGAAGCCAUCAGAUCCGGGUUCGACCGGCUGUGCGAGCUGAUACCCGGGCUCGAGGGCCAAGGGCGCUCCGAAGGUCUUGUCCUGAAGCGCACCGUCGAGUACAUCCGCGAGCAACUCGAGACAAGGCGGCAGCUGGUACAGGAGCGCGAGGCCCGCGGCGAGAUAGUGGACGAAAAGCUCAAGGAGCCCCUCAAGAUCCUCGAGAAACUCGAGGAGGCAGACAAACACAAGGUAUUUCAGGAGGGUGAUGAGGACGAGUUGUGA
Neoarthrinium moseri is the source of this 378-nucleotide messenger RNA. RefSeq lists its product as uncharacterized. The record is from RefSeq and is a predicted model, not a curated record. NCBI's taxonomy places the organism in Eukaryota, Fungi, Ascomycota, Sordariomycetes, Amphisphaeriales, Apiosporaceae. Gene Ontology annotation, molecular function: RNA polymerase II cis-regulatory region sequence-specific DNA binding; protein dimerization activity; DNA-binding transcription factor activity, RNA polymerase II-specific. Gene Ontology annotation, biological process: regulation of transcription by RNA polymerase II. The transcript is spliced from 3 exons. The coding region runs from base 1 to 378 and encodes 125 amino acids.